Messenger RNA from Mercurialis annua (annual mercury), 1174 nucleotides. RefSeq names its product probable 2-oxoglutarate-dependent dioxygenase AOP1. The record is from RefSeq and is a predicted model, not a curated record. Lineage: Eukaryota; Viridiplantae; Streptophyta; Magnoliopsida; Malpighiales; Euphorbiaceae. The transcript is spliced from 3 exons. Gene Ontology annotation, molecular function: dioxygenase activity. The coding region runs from base 122 to 1060 and encodes 312 amino acids.
CCCAAUUUGUCUUGAUAUGUAUCGAUAAAAAUUAAGUUUCUGUAUAUAUAAAUUUUCAAUUAGUACUUUAAGAAUCAAUAAAGCAAAAAAAAAAAAUUACUAAGAUUAACUAGGAUUAAUUAUGAGUUCGAUACAAGCUCCGAGGAUUCCAGUCAUUGAUUUUUCCAAGAAAAUUCUAAAUCCUGGAACAAGUUCAUGGGACUUCACAUGCAAGAAGGUUAUGCAUGCACUAGAGUCGUAUGGUUGUUUUGUAGCAAUUUAUGAGCAAGUUUCUCUUGAAGUUUACAAUUCUCUCUUUCAUAAAUUGGAGGAAUUGUUUAAUCUUUCACUUGAGACUAAAAGAAAAAAUGUUUCAGAUAUACCUUAUUUUGGGUAUGUUGGAAAUCAACCUUUUAUACCAUCUCUCUAUGAAGGCUUGGGCAUUAAGGAUGCAGUAACACUCGAAGGAACUCGAGCUUUCACCAAUACCUUGUGGCCUAAUGGAAAUGAUGACUUCUGUGAAAUUGUGCACCCAUACACAAAACUAGUAGCAGAAUUAGAGCAAAUGGUGAAGAGGAUGGUGUUUGAAGGCUAUGGAGUGCAGUCCUACGAGUGUCUUCAAGAAUGGACAACUUACUUAUUUCGAAUGAUGAAAUACAGAGCCGCCGGGAAGGAUGAAGAUGAUAUAGGCUGUGAUGUUCAUACAGAUAAAAGCUUCAUAACCAUUUUACAUCAAAAUGAAGUCAGUGGACUUGAGAUCAAGACAAAGGAUGGUCAAUGGCUUUGCUUUGAGCCCUCUCCUUCAUCCUUCAUUGUCAUUGCAGGCGAUGCACUUUUGGCAUGGAGCAACAACAGGAUACAUGCACCAUUACAUAGAGUAGUGAUGAAAGGAAGUGAAGCAAGAUAUUCGGUUGGGCUAUUUUCUUACCAGAAAAAGAUGAUAGAAGUUCCUCAAGAGCUCAUUGAUGAACAUCAUCCUCUGCAAUUUAAACCCUUUGAUAAUUUUGGAUUACUACAUUACUUCAACACUGAAGAGGGGCAUAGGCAGGAGUCUACUGUAAAGGCUUAUUGUGGGAUUUAAAGGUUUUUCUUUUAUUACAAAGUCUGAAUAUGAAAUAUUUAUAUCUGAAUAAUAAGUUGGUUUUCUUUAGGGAAUCGAUUACUGCUAAAUAACAACAUUUAUGGUUCAUGUAUA